CUGUCCGGCGCCGCGGGCAUCACAAACGGCAUGUCUGUCGGUGGAUUCGCGGGCGCGGCAGCAGCGGGUGCUGGUGCUAGUGCUGGAGGUGCUGGGGGUGAUGGCGGGGGGACUGGGUUGGCUAUUACAUCAGGGGCAUGAUGGACGGUUGGCGUUGGAGAACAAGGUCGGGGCGGCGGUUAAGACGAGGAUACGGGAUGUGUGGAAGCAUAAUUUGGCGCAGGAGAUGACUGUGCUGAGGCAUUUGGUCGAGAAGUAUCCGUACAUUAGUAUGGAUACGGAGUUCCCCGGAAUCGUCGCUCGUCCUAUCGGUUCCUUUACGAACAAAGCGGACUACCACUACCAGACGCUUCGGUGUAACGUCGAUCUGUUGAAGAUGAUCCAGCUGGGUAUUACGCUUUUCUCCCAGGAGGGUGAGGUUCCUCCGCCCAACGCGACAGAUUCCAAUGGACAACCGUAUGGGAACAGCUUGGUGCCUGCUCCGUGCACAUGGCAGUUCAACUUCAAGUUCUCGUUGGAGGAUGAUAUGUACGCACAGGAGUCAACGGCUAUGCUCGCCAAGGCUGGCAUCGACUUUGCCACACACGACAAGAACGGAAUUGAUCCUUUCGAGUUUGGAGCAUUGCUUAUCAGCUCGGGUCUGGUCUUACUGGACGACGCCCACUGGAUCUCGUUCCAUUCCGGUUACGACUUUGGCUACCUGAUGAAGAUUAUGCUUUGCAAUCCCCUUCCGGACAAGGAGGAGGACUUCCACAAACUCCUCAACAUCUUCUUCCCCUCGUUGUACGACAUUAAAUACCUAAUGAAGCACGCCGGUCGCAAUCAAGCCGUGAAUGACACGCCUUUAACACCCAUUGCCGCGCAGAUCCUCACGAACCUCGGCCAGAAGUCCGGUCUUCAAGAUAUUGCCGAUGAACUGGGUGUCAAGCGGGUUGGAAUCGCCCACCAGGCUGGGUCGGAUUCUCUCGUCACCGGUGAAAUUUACUGGAAGAUGCGCCAGAUCGUCUUCAACGGCAGCAUUGACGAGAACAAGUACUCGGGGCAGAUCUGGGGUCUGAACGGCCAGAUGCCUGCGUUUACGUACCACAUGGGACCUCACCAUACCCCCAACCUGAACGGAGCUACCAUCUACACAGCCACCGGGACGCCUAGCACACCUAAUGCGCACACACCUCAGCACCAUAGUCUCGGUAUGAGUGCCUUGACUCCCGGGGGAGGACUCAUGGGAGCUUUCCAGGCGGCCAAGUCGUAGGCAAGCAUUGUUCACGUAUUCUGGGUUUGGAUCCGGUGGGAGGAGUUAAUGAUUCUUUUCUUCCUUUGUUCUCCAAUUAUUUCCAUC
Aspergillus glaucus CBS 516.65 is the source of this 1339-nucleotide messenger RNA. RefSeq names its product CCR4-NOT core DEDD family RNase subunit POP2. The coding region runs from base 101 to 1252 and encodes 383 amino acids. Gene Ontology annotation, molecular function: nucleic acid binding; poly(A)-specific ribonuclease activity. Lineage: Eukaryota; Fungi; Ascomycota; Eurotiomycetes; Eurotiales; Aspergillaceae. The transcript has 3 exons. Gene Ontology annotation, cellular component: CCR4-NOT complex; CCR4-NOT core complex; P-body. The record is from RefSeq and is a predicted model, not a curated record.